Exophiala oligosperma is the source of this 1085-nucleotide messenger RNA. Its product is annotated as urease accessory protein UreG. The transcript has a single exon. NCBI's taxonomy places the organism in Eukaryota, Fungi, Ascomycota, Eurotiomycetes, Chaetothyriales, Herpotrichiellaceae. The record is from RefSeq and is a predicted model, not a curated record. Bases 1 to 834 code for a protein of 277 amino acids. Gene Ontology annotation, molecular function: nickel cation binding; GTPase activity.
AUGGCCACCCAUUCCCACGACGGCGGGGCAUCGCACUCUCACGCCCACGACGGGGCAGCGGCGACACCCCACGGCCACUCGCACGAGAUCCUCGACGGGCCCGGGUCCUACCUUCACCGCGAGAUGCCCAUCGUCGAGGGGCGCGACUUCUCCGACCGGGCCUUCACCGUCGGCAUCGGGGGCCCCGUGGGUUCGGGCAAGACGGCUCUCAUGCUCGAGCUCUGCCUGGCCCUGCGCAGCGAGUACAACAUCGCCGCCGUGACCAACGACAUCUUCACCCGCGAGGACGCCGAGUUCCUCACGAAGCACGGCGCCCUCGCCCCCGAGCGCAUCGUCGCCAUCGAGACGGGAGGGUGCCCGCACGCCGCCGUGCGGGAGGACAUUUCCGCCAACCUCCUCGCCCUGCAAGGGUUGCACGCGAAGUUCGGCACCGACUUGUUGUUGAUCGAGUCCGGCGGCGACAACCUCGCGGCCAACUACUCUCGUGAACUGGCCGACUUCAUCAUCUACGUCAUCGACGUCGCGGGGGGGGACAAGGUGCCUCGGAAGGGGGGUCCCGGCAUCACGGGCAGUGACCUCCUCGUCAUCAACAAGUGCGACCUCGCCGUCGCCGUCGGCGCCGACGUGGACCUGAUGGAGCGCGAGGCCAACAAGAUCCGCGAGGGCGGGCCCGUCGUGAGGGCCGUCAUCAAGAACGGCGUCGGCGUCAAGGAGACGGUCGACAUGAUCUUGAGUGCGUGGAAGAGCACGACGGGUUACGGUGAGAGUAGGAAACGUUGGGCGGCCAACGGUGGACAGAGGGGCAGCGGUGAGCAGCCCAAAGUGAGUAGGUGAGAUGAUACGAAAGAAGGACAGAGAAGCAAAAUCCUACACCAGUCAACUCAACAUUUGAGACGAAUAGACCAAAACCCUCGGAAACUAUUGCCGUAUCAAGGUCCAUUGUAAGGUGUGUGUGUAUAUCAUAUAUAUACAUAUAUACGUACAUGUACCUGUCUUGGUUCGGUACCCCAUGUAUAUCUGUAUAUUCAUACAGAGGAAGCACGAGCACGGGAUCAAGUGGUGGCUCGGUUCAAGGUAUGGCAGGG